Molecule: messenger RNA, 2320 nt
Organism: Erinaceus europaeus (western European hedgehog)
Lineage: Eukaryota; Metazoa; Chordata; Mammalia; Eulipotyphla; Erinaceidae
Gene: KCNIP2
Product: potassium voltage-gated channel interacting protein 2
Exons: 10
Coding region: 160-1020 (286 amino acids)
Biological process (GO): regulation of potassium ion transmembrane transport
Cellular component (GO): voltage-gated potassium channel complex
Molecular function (GO): calcium ion binding; potassium channel regulator activity
Source: RefSeq, a predicted model, not a curated record
CCCAACCCGCAGGCUCUAUCUACCCUGGCCCCAACUCUCCAGGCCCCUCUCCCUGGCAGCUCACUACGCCGCCAGGGGGCGCCGUGAGAGCGCCCUAUCCCGGCUACCUGGCGCCCCCUCCCACAACCCAGGCGGGACGGGAGGGGGGCGCCGGGGGCCAUGCGGGGCCAGGGCCGCAAGGAGAGUUUGUCCGAUUCCCGUGACUUGGACGGAUCCUAUGACCAGCUCACGGGCCACCCUCCAGGGCCCACUAAAAAAGCGCUGAAGCAGCGGUUCCUCAAGCUGCUGCCUUGCUGCGGGCCCCAAGCUCUGCCCUCAGUCAGUGAAACAUUAGCCGCCCCAGCUUCCCUCCGCCCCCACAGACCCCGUCCACUGGACCCAGACAGCGUGGAGGAUGAGUUUGAACUAUCCACCGUUUGCCACCGGCCCGAGGGUCUGGAACAGCUGCAAGAGCAAACCAAGUUCACACGCAAGGAGUUGCAGGUUCUGUACAGGGGCUUCAAGAACGAAUGUCCCAGCGGAAUUGUCAAUGAGGAGAACUUCAAGCAGAUUUACUCCCAGUUCUUUCCUCAAGGCGACUCCAGCACAUAUGCCACUUUCCUCUUCAAUGCCUUUGACACCAACCAUGAUGGCUCUGUCAGUUUUGAGGACUUUGUGGCUGGUUUGUCAGUGAUUCUUCGGGGAACCAUAGAUGACAGGCUGAACUGGGCCUUCAAUCUGUACGACCUCAACAAGGAUGGUUGCAUCACCAAGGAGGAAAUGCUUGAUAUCAUGAAGUCCAUCUAUGACAUGAUGGGCAAGUAUACGUAUCCUGCACUCCGGGAGGAGGCGCCAAGGGAACACGUGGAGAGCUUUUUCCAGGUGUCUGAGACUGGGGAGGCUGGAGUGUCCUGGAGUGGAGGGGUGGAGAAAAUGGACAGGAACAAGGAUGGCGUGGUGACUAUUGAGGAAUUCAUUGAGUCUUGUCAAAAGGACGAGAACAUCAUGAGGUCCAUGCGGCUCUUUGACAAUGUCAUCUAGCUCCCCAGGAGAGGGGUCGGUUGGCCUGGGGGUGUGUGUGUGUGAUGCUUUAACCCCAGCCCAGGGGGAGCUCAACUUUCUCUUCCCAGGUCUGUCCCAGCCUUUGCCUGGGGGGUUGUAGAGAUCCAAGAGUCUGGGAGUUCAGGAGAGCUGAAGCUGAAGGGGUCAGGGAUUGGCAGAGUGCAUCUCCCAGCAGCCCUCCUCUUCCUAGCCAACACCCAGUGGUGAGGAUGCCCCUGUCAUAGGAAGGAGUACUUUCCCACCUCUCACCCCCACUCCAGAAACCACAACAGAGAAAAAUCUCCCCUGCUAUGGUGCUUUCCCCACCCUGAUCUCAGAAACAUUUCCCUUAAGACUUCUUUUCAGAGAAGAUGUUCUGCCAUGGCACAGCCCCUGAGAGCUCCAUAGUGGGAGGAACUUGGGCCUGAAUCUAGGUUGGUCCUAGGAGGUGAUGGGGGUGGAGAGCAGAAGGGCCCAAAGAUGCCGGUGAGAGCUCAACAUGCCACUCAAAAGCUCUGAGUUCCAUGGAUCUGCCACCCAAUCCAUCCGGAUAGGAGUUUCCAGGUUCUUCCAAGGAACUUAUCUUUGUAGAGACACCCCAGAAAGUGUCCCCAUUGCUCUUCAGUGUUCCCAGGAGAGCCUGGGAUCCUGAAGUCUGUCUUGUCCCUGGAAGAGUCCUCUCCUUUUCUGAUUGUACGGUGGUGGUAGCAGCAGCAGGGAAGACUGAGUAGGAGAAUUCCUGGCUGAAACCUGCCAGAUUUUCAGCCUUCCCUCCCAAAUGAUGACUGCCAGAGUUUUCACUUGCCAUUUUCUCUAGACUCAGAGGCACAAAACGAAUCAAGGUCUAGCCUGUGGAUACCUUAGAUGAAGGUGAAAAAGGAAAUCAGGCAUAGUAUCUGACCCAGUGUUGGGGGCAGUCAAUAGAAUCUUUGAUCAACCCAGGCUCUAUUCCUAUCCCCACAUAGUCUGUUUCCACCUAGAGUCUCUCCCCUUGCUCUAUUCAGUCCAACCAGAGAUGCCCCCAAGCACGCGGGUAGAUGUCCCUGAGCAGACCUAGAAAGCAGAGGACCUUAGGAACCAGGUCCCACCUUAUUGUCAACAUUCCUGCCAUAUAGUCAUCUUUAAUAUACCUGCUUGUCCCAGUUAGCUCACCCUCCCAGUCAGCCAGGAUUUGAGGGAAAGGGCCCCCAGGAAGCCCCCUUUCCCAUCAGAACACUGUUGACUGCUUUGCAUUUUUUGGCUCCUCUGUAUAUUUUGUAAAAUAAUGACACCAGAUCCAAUAAAACACAAUGGCUAUGAA